Molecule: messenger RNA, 465 nt
Organism: Haemonchus placei
Lineage: Eukaryota; Metazoa; Nematoda; Chromadorea; Rhabditida; Trichostrongylidae
Source: the annotation of a GenBank genome assembly
AUGAAAAGAAAAGCAUUGAGAAAUACUUUCAGAGAAGAGGGUACCGAAAACGAGAAACCCCCAUACAGCUAUGUAGCUCUGAUCGCUAUGGCCAUCGAGGCAUCACCAGAAAAACGGCUUACACUCAGUCAAAUUUACAAGUUCAUCGAUGCCAAAUUCCCAUACUAUCGAUCAGCUGAUCCAAAACGUCGUCAAGGUUGGCAAAACAGUAUUCGUCAUAAUCUGUCACUGAACGAUUGCUUCUUAAAAAGGGCUCGCGAUGGAAUGAGCCAUGCAAACGACCGUAAAGGCAAUUAUUGGACGUUGGCAGCCGACUGUACACCAAUGUUUGACAACGGAAAUUAUAAGCGAAGGUAUGUCAAAAAUUCCAUCGAAGUUCAGACGUUUCCAAAAUCGAUACCGAAGUUGUUGUUUUUCCUGAUCUUCUCUACUUUUUUAAAACUCUUACUCAGAAUUGAUGAGUAA